CAUAAGAACCAUUGCCCUUCCUCCGACGACAUCCCCCGUCCUCUAAAAUCUCGAUCUCUCGACGCAAUUCUAUCACUAUUCGCUCUUCUUGGAAGGUGAAAUAUUUUGGGGACUUUGAGAUUUGGAUCAUCACCGUUCGCCGCCGUUGGAGCCAAGAAAAGUACGAAGGUCACAGUGUGCAUCAAUCUCAACGAGGCGGUGCUUAGUAGUAUAACAUUCGAAUACGACCAUGCUUCUAGGGUUCAACUUCAAUUUCUUGAAUUUUUGAAGAAAGAGUUCUGCCUAUGUCGGAAGACAUCAAGAAGAAAAUCAAUGACGACGACGACGAUAAAGGUAAAGUUAAUUGGGGUAAUUCAAGAACCACGCAACAAAACAGACCCUAUCAGCGCAAUAAAAAGGAAGAAGAAGAGAUGGGGCUUUGGGGGAUUCUCCUCUUCGGACUAGUCGGGGCUACUGCCACUACUCUCGCUGUUGGACAUAUGCGGAAGACGGUUGAUUGGGUUUACUCUCAGAUUACCAGGUCACAGUCAUGGAAAGGUGCCACUGGUCGAUCUUUUCGAUCAGGUUUUCAAGAGGAGGCUUGGAAAAGAUAUAAUCGUCGUAUGCAGGAGGAGUAUGAAGAGGAGCUGGAGAGAGUGGAGCGUAUAAGGCGCAUGCAAAGCGUGUUCAAUCGGGAAAAAAGUAAACACCAAAGGGGUUAUGAGAGUUGGAGGCAAAAUAAUGGUAAUGCAAAUGCAAGCGGAUAUCAUCAACAUUUUCAAAGGGAAGAUUGGUACUGGAAAACUGAAACAGCACAUGGAAAUAGAAGUAACUUUAGGGAACCUCGUACUCCUCGCUCCCCUAUAAAUUAUUCAUUGUCACACCAUUAUGCAAUCUUGGGUCUUAGCAGGUCGAGGACAAAACCGUACACAGAUGAUGAGAUUAAGACAGCAUUCAGGAGCAAGGCAAAGCAAUUUCACCCUGAUCAGAAUCAAGAAAACAAAGAUGUUGCUGAAGCAAGGUUCAAGGAGGUUAUGACAUCUUAUGAGGCCAUAAAGUCUGAAAGGAAAAACAUGAAAUAAAGAAGCUGUAGAAUGAUUAUGAAAUUCUUUUUUAUAGACAUUGUGUAACAUAUAUAUUAUAUAAAUCCCCCGAUGUAAUGUUUUGUGGGUUCUUGGGGAGUUAUUGUUCUUGACAAUUCAGUUGUUAUAUAGUUGCAAAAAGAGUAGUCAUAUGUUAGGCAAAAUAAAAUUUAGGUGAGAUUAGGAAAACUUUAUUACAACAUACGAUGAUGUUGGUUAUAUUUCUCCAUUUUUUAAACACUUGAGCUUUUAAAUUGUUCA
Lactuca sativa (garden lettuce) is the source of this 1322-nucleotide messenger RNA. Its product is annotated as Chaperone DnaJ-domain superfamily protein. The record is from RefSeq and is a predicted model, not a curated record. NCBI's taxonomy places the organism in Eukaryota, Viridiplantae, Streptophyta, Magnoliopsida, Asterales, Asteraceae.